Ilex paraguariensis (yerba mate) is the source of this 495-nucleotide messenger RNA. The record is from the annotation of a GenBank genome assembly. Lineage: Eukaryota; Viridiplantae; Streptophyta; Magnoliopsida; Aquifoliales; Aquifoliaceae.
AUGGGGAAAGACAGGAAGGUUGGGGUGGCAAUGGAUUUCUCGAAGAGCAGCAAGACGGCUCUGCAAUGGGCUAUUGACAACUUGGGUGAAAAAGGUGAUACCUUCUACAUCAUCCACAUCAAGUCUCAUGCAUCCGAUGAGGCUCGCAAUCAACUCUGGUCCAAAUCUGGUUCACCUCUCAUUCCUCUGGUGGAGUUUCGUGAACCAGAGGUGAUGAACAAGUACGAAGUGAAGAUUGAUAUUGAAGUUCUUGACACGCUUGACACUGCUUCCAGGCAAAAAGAGAUAAUCUUUGUUACGAAACUGUAUUGGGGAGACGCAAGAGAGAAGCUGUGUGAAGCUAUUGAAGAGCUGAAGCUGGAUUCAUUGGUCAUGGGAAGCAGGGGACUUAGCACCAUCAAAAGGAUAAUCUUGGGAAGCGUGACCAACUACGUGAUGGCAAAUGCUGCUUGCCCUGUGACCAUCGUCAAAGAUCCAGAUUUCCACAAGCCCUGA